CUAAUCCGGCGUGCUUUGAGAAAGUCCAAUCGCACCGUCACCCACCUUCUUCUACCUCUUCCUUAAUUGCCUCUACAAAGCCAUUCCUUCAGACUCACUCCGUCACCAAUAUCUACCCUCCCUCUCUGAAUUCGUUAGGAAGGUUUUUUCUGUCACAGAUCUUUCUUUAACUUUUCAUCACUGUGUCAGUAGGAAUUAGCGCAAGAUGGGAAUCAAGGGACACCACCAAAACAAGUUCGUCCGGUUCAUUACAAUACCCUUUAGGAUUCUGGGCAAAACAAGAGACUUUUACGUCCGAAGCAUGACGAGCUGCGCACAGGGAGUGGGCUACAGCCAGAGCAUGGGCAGCGCGGCAACCUUGCCUAAGAGCUUCAGUGUCAGCUCGUCGAGGGGCGGCGAUGACGAAGAUUUUAGAGAGCUUAUGAGAGCUGCCUCCGCUAGGACUUCGGUUGAUAGGCUUGACAUGGAUAUGAUUCUCAAGCAGCAGGCGGCGACCCAGUCCGCCGCAAUGAUGAUGGCCGGAUCCAAGGGAUUGCCCAAGUGCUCUAGCGUCGGAAUGGGCAAGAUCGAUGAGGACAGGCCGUGUGAUUUUGAAGAAGCUGUUGGUGCUGGCGGCGUGAAGGCGGAUUUGUUUUAUCCAAGAAGCAGAAGCUACGCUGUCACAAAGAGAAGUGUUGUGUUUUGAUCGUCAUCGAUCUCCUGCAAACAUUCUUGUAAAAGAUGCAUGUUGGGUGGGAGAGUAGUAAGAAUUACUCUCUCGUUUUGGUUCGUUUUAUUAAUCUUUUGUCAUUUGAAAUGUUUUAUAUUAAAGGUGAAUCAAAUGGAAUUGGGUUUGUUUUUUUUUU
Molecule: messenger RNA, 845 nt
Organism: Alnus glutinosa
Lineage: Eukaryota; Viridiplantae; Streptophyta; Magnoliopsida; Fagales; Betulaceae
Exons: 1
Coding region: 206-685 (159 amino acids)
Source: RefSeq, a predicted model, not a curated record